CGGCUUCAAACUGUAAACAUGGCGGCCUCCAUAAACACUCUUCUGCAGAAUCUCCACAAUGGAUCUGACUUACUUUCAACCCUUCAGGGCAUCAAGAUGGUCCUCCAAACCACCCAUCCAUCAGAGCUGAAGGAGCUGCUCAAGAAUGUCUCAUUCGAUUCGGUAUUUUCAUGCCUGAAUUCUACAAACAGGAGCGAGCUUGAGCUGAGUCGAGACAUUUUAACGACUCUGUUGGAUAAUGUAGAUGUUGAGGUCUUGCUGGCCCAGUUUAGAGAUGAGCUGUGUAUGGGACUAGGGCAUCCACAAGAAGACAUCAGGGCUCUCUGUCUGAAACAGAUCAAGAGAGCUGCAAGUGAAACAGCUGGUUUAAACAUCCUCCUCUCUGACGGGGAUCUCUUAUCGCUAGUCAUUUCUAAGGUUGGGGAUGACAACCUUGCUGUAGCCAAGAUCGCCAUGGCAGUUCUGCAGGUCGCUGGGUCGGAUGUCAAAGGUCAAGGGUUACUGUUUGGAGGUCAACAUCUUGUCAAUUUGAAGAGUGUGGCAGCAAAGAAUGACACUGUACGCUACAGAGUGUUUGAGGUUGCAAUCCAUGUUGCUGGUUCAUCUUCUUCAGCUCUUGAGCACGCUGUUUCUUCUGGUUUCCUUCAGGAUCUCAUCUCAGACAUCAACACCGACGAUGUCCUCAUUCAACUCAACGCCAUCGAGAUGCUCUCCAACCUAGUCGUAUCCCAGCAUGCCCUGUGCUUCCUUGAACAGCAAGGCGUGAUGGGAAGGCUGGAGAAUCUUCUGAUUGGUGCACAGACCGACCAAUCCCAGGACUUCCUCCUGCCGCCUAUCAUCAAGUUCUUUGGUACCGUGGCUCACUUUGACCCCAAGGAGGUCACCGAGAAGCAUGGCUCCUUCCUCAGAAUCACCUUUGAGCUUUUACCCUCUAGUGACCCCGCCCUAGGUUGUAUCGCUGUGGAAACAGUGGGCUUUGUUGGACGGACGGUGGAAGGAAAGCAGACACUUGAUAAACAAGGACAAGGCAUGACAGAUGCUUUGAAAAUGAUCGGGAGGUUACUGGUUCAACUGCCAACUGAGACAAGAAUGAGAGCAUUAGCAGCAACUCAAGAUCUGUUUACUCUGCAGGAAGAGCAUCAGACGGAUGACCUUCUCAGCAUGGAGGAAAGAUGGUUUACCAACCUGUCACCCAAACCCUUGGACCUUCUCCUUUCGCUCUGCAAGCAACCCUUCAUGGAGAUCCGUUGCAAUUCCCUUCUGAUCCUACGCGCCCUGGUGAACCAACCUUGGGCAGGGCGGAUGCUCAACCAGGAGGCAGGGUUCCUGGAGUAUCUCCUGGACAGGACCACGGAACCUGACAAGGAGGGCAAGGAGACCAAGUACUCCGUGGUGAAGGCCCUGGCGGAAGCCCCGUCAACGGGAGACAUCUUUGGAAGACCUGCUCUGUUGAGAUUGAAGGAGUAUGUCAGGGACGGUCCAUUCUAUGUGAGGGUACAGUCUGAAGUAGCCAUGGAGAGUGGAUCAUGAGGAUACUAAAACUCCCAGGACAAACACCUUUCAGUGCUAUUGAUCUAUCAGUACGUGCAUGGUCGUUGUAUGUUUGUGUGAGUACAGGACCUUCACAUGCUCCUUUCUUUCCGACCUAUCAGGCCAGAAUCAUCAUGUUUGGAUAAAAUUAUGAAAUGCUGUCCUUCAGAAUGAUCUGUGAUGACAUGGCAUGAGAAGGUUGUUUCUGUGAAGUAGAGGACUGUUAAUUCCUUUCCAUCAAACCUGGCAUUGGAAUCAUCACUUUGGGAUGAAAUACUUUCAGAUUGAUCUCUUAAGUCAAUCCAUGCAUGAUAAGGAUAUGUUUAUGUAUUGUUGUAUUCAACUUUGAACGAUUCAAGCAAGAUUUGCCAUCUACUUUAUGAGGGAGGUAAAGCAGUGAUUAUGAUUUUGAAAAUAUGAUGUGAACAAAUCAGCGAUUCGUUUUCAAAUUCAUUGCUGCGUAAAUAUUUCAGGACAAAAGCUCUGUAAGACUGUAGUCUGCAAUGAACUACAUUCAAUAUCAUUUAUACUAUUAAUUUCAAACAGAAUUUUCCCAUAUUUUCAUUAUAUGUUCACUUGUACAAUAGUCGCUUUACUUCUCAUAUAAUGUACAUGGAAUUCCAUAUGGGCUAAAUCCUACAACCAGUUUUUGAAAUUGUUGGUUAGUGUAAUACCCGCUUAAAAGUCUAAUGUACCAAGCCUCAACUCAUAUAUCUUAAGACUAACCCUCUUUAUGAAAGACUUUUACUCACUACUCAUAAAACUACUCUUUUUUUCUCAGAAAAAAAUAUUUUCCUAGGCUGGUGGUUUGAUAAAAUGAGAGUAGAUACUGCAGUACUUUCACAUCUUAACAUUUUCAGUGUGGCUAAUGCUUCAUAAUUAUACCCUGCCAAUCAAAGUUUGAAGGGGUAGGAAUCAGCGUGCGGUCAGGCAGUUGGUCGGUCGGUCCAUUGCAAAUUUUGUGCAUCAAACUACUUCCUCAGUUUUUAUCCCAUUCUCAUGAACUUGGCACACAUUUCCGUGCUGGGGUAAAGAUGUGCAAGACACACUUUUUGUAUGUGUUGGAAAUUGUGUUGCUAUGGUAACCGUAUAUUUUGAUAAAAAAUCUUGCAGUUCAAACUACUUCCUCAGUUUUUAACCAAUUCUCAUGAAAUUUGGCAGACAUUGGUCUUGAGGAAUAGAUGUGCAAGACAUAUAAUGUGUAUGUCAGAAAUCAUGUUGCCAUGGUAACGACAUAAUAUGUGGUGAAAAUUGGGUUAAAAUCUUGCAGUUGGAAUUACUUCAUCAAUUUUCAACCAAUUAUCAUAAAAUUUGGCUCACACAUUGGUUUUGAGGUAAAGAUGUCCAAG
Molecule: messenger RNA, 2879 nt
Organism: Lytechinus variegatus (green sea urchin)
Lineage: Eukaryota; Metazoa; Echinodermata; Echinoidea; Temnopleuroida; Toxopneustidae
Gene: psmd5
Product: 26S proteasome non-ATPase regulatory subunit 5-like
Exons: 6
Coding region: 19-1530 (503 amino acids)
Biological process (GO): proteasome assembly
Cellular component (GO): cytosol
Source: RefSeq, a predicted model, not a curated record